Messenger RNA from Moneuplotes crassus, 1358 nucleotides. The record is from the annotation of a GenBank genome assembly. NCBI's taxonomy places the organism in Eukaryota, Ciliophora, Spirotrichea, Euplotida, Euplotidae.
GAUAUAAUGUUUAAUGCAUUUGUAGUGAGGAAGGGCAAUAAGAGAAGUGCCACAACUGAACAGAGUAAAAAGAAAGUAAGAGAGAAACUGCGUAAAAUAAAACAGAAUCAAUACGCAGAGAGAGCUAACAUAAGAGCAGAUGCAUGGGUCAGGAUGGUAUCGCAAGAGCCGGCUUUUAGGAACACUUAUCAUAAAGGAUCAUUUCCUCUUAAGAACGAGAAGGAUCAUGUGUUCAAAGAUAUUGACCCAAGGUCAAAGCUAAAGAAAUAAGGACUUCUAUAACUACACUUACAGGCCUGAUCACCAGAAGGCUGAAGAGGCAUGAAAGGCGAACAAUGAACGAAUCCUGAACAAAAAUAUCUACUCUUACACUGACAUGAGCAAAGAUUGGUUGAGAAAAAGGACAUCCAACAAGGAAAUCCAGCAAGUCUUUAAGUUCAAAGGCUACAAGUCAGAUAAUGAGCGACUCAAAUGGCACAGAUUUAGAGAUAUACCCACUGAUACAGUCGUUAUUCCCAUGAAGAAUAAAUUCUACAUCGACCCUAAAUGGAAGACAACUACUCCUAAAUAAAUGGGUGUCCGAUAAAAUCUUUAAGACAGGCAAGAGUACGACAUGGAAGAAGGCGCUAACAAACUGAAAUGAUGAGAUCUACGAUCCAUACAUUGAUGGAUUUGAUGUAACAGGGGAUGUUAAAAUCAAGAGGAAGAAGCAGGACGAUGUCAGCAAGAAUGUCUUCUCCUCGACUGUCAGACCUCAUCCUUACAGCGAAGACCAGCUAUUUACGACCAAAACUAUUAGAAGUUUUAAGUCUGUACAAGGUGCCUUUUCAUGAACCAAUCCAGGCAUGAUUAGAUCAAGAUCCAUCGCAGACUUCAGAGAGACAAAGAUUCCAAUGCAAAGGAGGAGCUCUGAAGGCUUUUUGCUCAAAAUUGCUGCUUCAGACACCAAAUCAGAUGCCUCUCCUGUGAUCAGAAGAAAAGAUGCAAAGGUGCUUGAAGUCGAAAUAGACGACAUUGAAACGCAAGAUCUCUAUGAGCUCGAAAAUAUGAGGUUCACUCAGACCCAGGAUAUUAGGAUCCCUGGAAAACAAAUAAGUGCAACUAAGAACAAGAACUUCGUUGAGUCUAAAGAUAUAAACGAUAAAUAUGUACUAGCUAGUCUAUCCAAAUCAAAGAUGUAUUACAAAUCUGUCCAAGGAAGAAUGGUCAGUCCUAAAGUUCAAAAAGGAAAGAGCAGUACCGCAAGGAGACCACUUGAGAACUACAGAUAUAAGGGUAAUUCCAUGGACACCAUAUCCAGACUAGUCCCUCAUUCUUCAAAGAGGUCAGCCAGCUCUCUUGAAGAUAUUCCACAAUAA